This is a messenger RNA of Jatropha curcas, 1502 nucleotides long. RefSeq names its product putative cinnamyl alcohol dehydrogenase 9. The record is from RefSeq and is a predicted model, not a curated record. NCBI's taxonomy places the organism in Eukaryota, Viridiplantae, Streptophyta, Magnoliopsida, Malpighiales, Euphorbiaceae. Gene Ontology annotation, molecular function: oxidoreductase activity, acting on the CH-OH group of donors, NAD or NADP as acceptor; zinc ion binding.
AGCAAACUGGUCACCGACUGACGGUAAUAAAAGCACUAUCAAUUAGAGAAGAGCAUGGGCAUUUCUGGAGUUUUCCCUGCUGCACUGUAUUUAUCUAUAUAACUGAUACUUGUUGUGCUGAAAAAUUACAACAGUUCAUACCACUGCACGGAGAGAGAAAGAGAGAAUGGCAAAAUCACCAGAAGAAGAACACCCGCAAAAGGCAUUUGGUUGGGCUGCCAAAGAUACGUCUGGGAUCCUUUCUCCUUUCCAUUUCUCUCGAAGGGAGAAUGGCGUUGAAGAUGUCACAGUAAAAAUCCUUUACUGUGGGGUGUGCCAUUCUGACUUGCAUGCUUGCAGGAAUGAAUGGGGUUUUGUCCGUUACCCUGUGGUUCCAGGGCAUGAAAUUGUUGGUACUGUAACAAAAAUUGGAAAUAACGUGAAGAAAUUUAAAGUGGGUGACCGGGUUGGUGUUGGGGUUAUGGUGGGCUCCUGCAAAUCAUGCGAGUACUGCAACCAGGACUUGGAAAAUUACUGCCCUAAAAUGAUAUUUACUUACAAUUCGAUUGACCAUGAUGGGACAAGAACUUAUGGUGGUUAUUCUGAUAUGAUUGUUGUUAACCAACACUUUGUGCUCCACUUUCCUGACAACUUACCUUCUGAUGCUGGUGCGCCAUUAUUAUGUGCUGGGAUCACAGUCUACAGUCCAAUGAAAUAUUAUGGAAUGACUGAACCAGGCAAGCAUUUGGGAAUAGUAGGGCUUGGUGGGCUUGGCCAUGUUGCAGUGAGGAUUGGUAAGGCGUUUGGUCUGCGAGUUACUGUUAUUAGUUCCUCACCAAGGAAGGAAAGUGAAGCACUUAAUAGGCUUGGUGCUGAUGCAUUCCUUGUUAGCAGUGACCCAGGAAAAAUGAAGGCAGCUAUUGGUAGUAUGGAUUUCAUCAUUGACACAGUGUCUGCAGUUCAUGCACUAGCACCACUUCUUAGCCUGCUCAAGCCAAAUGGAAAACUGAUCACUCUGGGCUUGCCUGAUAAGCCUCUGGAGCUGCCUAUCUUUCCUCUAGUUUUAGGGAGGAAGCUUGUUGGAGGAAGUGACAUAGGAGGGAUAAAAGAGACUCAGGAGAUGCUCGACUUUUGUGCGAAGCACAAUAUAACUGCAGAUGUUGAGGUGAUCAGAAUUGAUGAAAUCAACACAGCUAUGGAAAGGCUUGGAAAGUCUGAUGUCAGGUACCGGUUUGUGAUCGAUGUGGGGAACUCCUUGUCUCAGUUAUGAACUUAGGUUUUAGUUUGUUUCUCAACCUUCUGAGCAAGGAUGAAGUUAUGAUGAAUUGGUAGAACUCCUCUAUGAAAUCUUGGUGCCUGGAUAUUGGAAUAAAUUUGUAGUGCUGCAUUUUAGUAAUAAGUCAUGCGACUGAUAAAAAAUGGAACAUACUAUGUUCUCGUUAAUUAUGAUCUUUUUCUUUGUUUGCCCCUUGUUUAAAAAAAUAAAAAAGGAAUUUAAAUUGUCGAGACAUAAUAUGCUGAUA